UAAUUUUUCAUGUUUUUUUAUUUUUACUUCGUUUCAUUUUUGUUAUUGUGUUAUGAUUGAAUUAUUACUCAUUUAUCAAAGAAAUAUUACGACUAAUAUGUACAACUAAUAUAUGUGCAAACAUAUUGGUAAUAUAUUUGCACAUAUUGCUUAAUAUUACUAAUUUAUAGAAGGUCUUUUAUUAUUCCUGUUUGACUCAGAAACGUUUGGGUGUAAAGAAGCUGAGGACCGAACCGGAGCAGAACCUUCAUCAUUUCUUCAGAACCUCACCUGUGACCUAAAUCUGGUUUGUUUUCCAGGCCGUCUCCCGACUCCCUUGCGCCCCCUGCUGGUGAUCGUGUGUGGCGGCAGCAGCAUCAACAUGGAGCAGCUGAUCAGCCUCCAGCAGAAGCUGCAGAGCUAAAGCAUUGCAUUCUGGGAAAUGUGCCACCAGAUUCAUUGCUGGUCAUAAUGUUUAAUUAUUGCUGAUUUUAUGUGCAUUUCAUGAGUGAUGAAAUGAAUGAUUGAAGAGUCUCAGCCUGCAGUUGGCCUUCUCACCACAUGGUGGUACUGUAGAACCUGAUAAGAAACGAACUGCUGGCAGACGGAGGAGCUACUGCGGCCGGUUUCUAUGACAACAGGAAGGAGACGCUCUGAUGAGGCCGUCAGCGGCUAUAAAUAGGAAGUCAGCAGGAGAAGCUGUGGCUGAAAUGUUCUGGUUCUGGAACAUCAGAACCAGAAUGUUGACUCCAUGUAAUGUUGUCCCGCGGGACCAGCCUGGAGGAGGAGCAGGGAACGGGUCAGGCUACCGGAAAUCGGCUCCAUCCUUCCCGUGUUUGUUAAUCAAUUUAUUAAAAGACAAAAAAACAGUUCAACGCUUUUGGCUCAGAGGUUUAUUUUCUACACUAACAUAAUACCUAGAAAUGUAGCUUGAAGCUAAAAAGUUAGCUUUGAGCUACAUAUAGCUAUUCAGUAAGUACAUUCAAUAUUUAGCUUGCUAACUAAAUAUGUAGGUUGAAACUGUGACAAAUGGAAGAGUAACGGUGAACAUAUUUCUCUGGUAUAAAAGGCUAAUAAUGUUGCUAAUGGCAUCUCAUAGAAACGUGUCGCAUAGAGCUGCAGCUAAGUAGCCUUUAGCUUCGAAACAUGACAUUAUUCUAAAAUCAGUUCUCUUUAGCGCCCCCAGUGGUUGGAGCCAGCCAGAACAUCAUGGCGAUUGAUGGUGGAGAUCGUCACUGUGGAGUUCAUGAGCUGAUCUGCAUCAGAAAAGUUUCUCCGGAGGUUCUGGGCUUCCUGACGGCCAUCGCGCUCUUCAUUAUCCUCAUGACCUUCCUCUUCUGGUUCCUCAACAACAAGCUGGUUCUGCAGAACCCGGCCAGCCUGCAAUGCCUCAACGAUUUCAAGAAGAAUCCGGAACCACAGGCAGACACGGCGUCCUGCAGCGGCGGCGGCGACUCUUCAGACAGCGACUGCGAGCUGCUGGGUCGGUACCAGGAGGCAGUGGGCCGCUCCCAGGGCCUCAGAGGAGCAGCAGGUACCGCGGGCGGCGCCAGGCCCCGGGGGGGCUUCAGGUGGGAGAGCCGGCAGAACUACAGAGCCCUGACCGGAGACGGCUACAGCAGCGAGGCCUCGGCGGACGAUGCCAACUGCAUCCAGAGGAUGAGGAGAACGCCGCCGCUGGACGAGCUCCAGCCGCCUCCCUACCAGGACGAGAACGGCUCUCCCAGGAUGUCCUGCACACUGUCGGACCUGGGCGACGCCAAGUGCGACCUGUCACAGACCAGCGGCAGUCCUCACCUGUCCUUUGGGAAGUGCCUGAGCGAGGGCAGUGACGGCCAGGAGAGCGAAGGCUACCUGAACAAAGGCUACGAAGAGGACGCCCCCAGCGACAGCACGGCCGUCCUCAGUCGUGAGGACACGUCGGCCCGCGGGUCGGCUGCAUGCUUCCCAAAAGGCUACGAACCCGAUGCCCUCUCCAAGUACGGCACUCUGGAUGUGGUGUUUGACUACGACUCGGAGGAGCAGCAGCUGACGGUGACCAUCAUGGCGGUGACCGACCUGCCCUCCAUGAAACACACAGGGAACUUCUCCUGGCAGGUGCACCUGGUGCUGCUGCCCACCAAGAAGCAGAGGGCCAAGACAGGUGUCCAGCGAGGGCCCGCCCCCGUUUUCACCGAGACCUUCCGCUUCAGCCACGUGGAGACGGAGAUGAUCGGCAACUACGCUGUCCGCUUCCGCCUCUACAGCAUCCGACGCAUGAAGAAGGAGAAGGUGUUCGGAGAAAAGGUCUUCUACCUCACCAAGCUCAACCUCCAGGGCAAAAUGUCUGUGCCGGUCAUCCUGGAUCCAUGCUGCAGUCUCCCGGGCGGGGAGUCCCAGGUCAGCCUGUCUGACCUGACGUGCAGUGACAGCGCUUCGUCCUUCCUGUCCGUCAGUCAGACCUCGGCUCCAGAGAUUCUGGUGGGCCUGGUGUACAACGCCACCACUGGCCGCCUCUCCGUAGAAAUCAUCAAAGGCAUCCACUUCAAAAACCUGACUGCCAACAAGCCACCCACUGUGCAACCCUUGUUGUCAGACGGGCUGUUCUGUUGUCUCAAACACUUGGUAGGGGGACAGGUUUAUAUAAUCAGAGGUGAGUCUGCGCCGGCCCACUCAGCCAUUCUGUGCCUUCAUGGAUGCAGUUCAGACAUUUCACUGAAAUCUUUUCUUCAUAUUUUCACAAAACUGUAUGCAGCUGGAUGGGAAUUGGCCCUUUGUCUUUCACAUAGAACUAAACUGAGUAAAAGUAGAAAUACAAAUAUUAGUUUCGACCUAAAGCUUCAGCUUCAAACAUAUUAAAGAUGAACCAGCGUUGUGUUUUUAUGUUUGUUUAUUCUGCACCAAGACUCAUUUCUUUCCUGAGAUAUUUACAUUAAAUCUAUGAAAUGACUAAAGAUAACAGUUUGAUUGACAAAUGAAAUAUUUUCUGUUCAACAAAAUUAUUCCUACAGAGCUUUUUUAUAUUUAUUUGAUUUAAAUAAUUAGUUAGAACCAAGAGGUAGAAAGGAAGCACUUUUUCAAUAAAAUACAAACUGUUAGCCUACCUUAGCUUAGCUUAGCUUCAUUUGUCUUUAGUUUAUCUUAACUUUUUCAUUCUGUCCUUACUUGUCUUAAUUUGUCUAAUUUUAUAUUGAUAAGAAUAUUGGUAAUCCAAAAUAAACAUAAAACCUGAAGUAUGUGAUUGGAGCUGAAGGUGACAGACUGAAUGUCAGGAGCUCAUCCAUGAAGACGUUUGCUCGUUGUGAACCUCGUGUUUGUUUGUUCCUUCAUGCAUGAAUCCCUCCCUCCGUUUCUGCCUGAAUGUCUUGAACCGUUUCUCUCUGGUCACAUUUUCAUUCCAGUCAAUCCGGUUCCAGGAUUCCCAGUCAGUCUGCACAAUUGCAGCUUCAUUUCAGCUUUUUCAUAAUAUACAUAAAAUAAUUAGUUUUAUUACUUAUGUCAUAUUUUUGACUAGAUUAAUAUAAAAAUAGCAUUUUUGAAAGAACUUGAGUCCAUUUUAAUUAUAUGAAAUAUUGGACAGAUUGAAGAUUCAGCUUUGAGUAUUUACAGUUCUGUUUGGUUCUGUCUUGAAAAUUAAUAUUUAUUUUAAACAUGAAAAAGUUUUUGUAAAAUACAAACACAUAAUUUUAUAUAUAUGUAAAAGCAAAUAAAUAUGUAUAUAUUUUAAUACUAGUUUCUGAUGAGGAUGUUCACUUACCAGAACAUAAACUGAUGUUACACACACACACACACACA
Molecule: messenger RNA, 3753 nt
Organism: Poecilia latipinna (sailfin molly)
Lineage: Eukaryota; Metazoa; Chordata; Actinopteri; Cyprinodontiformes; Poeciliidae
Gene: syt14a
Product: synaptotagmin XIVa
Exons: 8
Coding region: 1189-2817 (542 amino acids)
Molecular function (GO): phospholipid binding
Source: RefSeq, a predicted model, not a curated record